This is a messenger RNA of Oldenlandia corymbosa var. corymbosa, 4197 nucleotides long. NCBI's taxonomy places the organism in Eukaryota, Viridiplantae, Streptophyta, Magnoliopsida, Gentianales, Rubiaceae. The record is from the annotation of a GenBank genome assembly.
AUGGACUUGAGUUUGCCAGGGAUAUCUGCAAAGACUAAAGAGACCUUUGAAGGAGAAGAGUUCAGUUGCGAGGAAGUAGAUAGAAUCAGCAAUUUACCUGAUGCAAUUCUCUGCCAUGUACUAUCUUUUCUUCCCAUCAAAUUGGCAGCACAAACAGGGAUUUUAUCUAAAAGAUGGAAGGAUCUAUGGGUUUCAGUGCCUGUACUAGAUUUUGAGAUGAAUCUCAAGGCGAAUUUGGAUGGUGAUUGGAGCACCUUUGAGAACGUAGUAAAGAGUCAGAUGGAGAAAUUUUUAAGCUUUGUUGAUAGGCUUCUGGCAGUUCGAGGCAAUUUACGCAUCAGAAAAUUCAGGCUGGCAAGUGAUAGGAUUGACCUUGAAUCCCUGAAUAGCUUGAUGAGCACCUUGCGCGAUGUUGAAGAACUUAAUCUGUGUAUUUUGGGAUACGGUGGGAUGUUUCCAUGGACUGACUUAUCACUCUAUGAAUCACUCAACAUUAUGAAACUCUCCGGGGAUAUUAUGCUUUACAUUCCAUCAGUUCUUUCUUUUCCUAACCUUAAGAUCCUGCAUCUUGACUCAGUGUCAUAUGGAAACAAUGAGGCAAUCCCAAACCUUCUUUAUAGUUGCCUUGUUCUUGAGGACCUGCAAAUAAAGAGGACAGAUUGGGAUCACAUCCAGAACCUUGUCAUCUCCGUGCCGUCAUUAAAAAGGUUGGAUCUGGACUUUCUAAUGGACGAAAUGCUGUUGUAUCACUCGGAGGUGAUCCAGUGCAGCUUGUCUGUUGAUGCACCUAAAGUGGAAUAUUUAAGACUUGUCGAUUACCUGUCGGAUUCUAUCUUAGUGAAUCCUAUGCCUUACAUUACUGAGGCGUACGUUUCUAUCAGCAAAGUUAUACUGCCUGAUAACUGGACACCAGAGCAAGAACGUAACUAUGGAAGCAAUGUAUGUGCACUAUUUCACUGUAUCUCAAAUGUCAAGCAUUUAAGAAUUGGAAGUCCAACUAUGAAGGCUCUGAAGGAGGCUUUUGAUGAAAGACCACCAAUGUUUCGUAACUUGGUUCGCCUGGAGAUGGAUUUUAAAGGGGUUAAGGGUACGUUAUUACUGCCAUCUUUGCUUGAUGUCUCACCAACUCUGGAGACCCUUAUCUUGCCUCAGGGGAUAAACAAUCCUUGCAGACUAGGCUUUACCAAUGAGGAGAAUCAAACAGUGACCCAACACUGGAAACCUCCACUAAACGUGCCUCGUUGUUUGCUUAAUACAUUAAAGGUGGUAGAAAUUUGCGGAAUCAUUGGAGAAGUUGAGGAAGAAGAACUGAUGCUGUUGAAAUACAUUCUAAAAAAUGCAAUGGUUAUGGAGAGGAUGACAAUCAUGUGCGAAGAACAGAAUCACGCCAGGGAAAACACUUCAGCCGCUUGUGUACUCGUCGAUAGAUUUCCCUUCAGACAUGACCUUAUGAAUCAUGGCAGGGAAUAUAUCGUAGAAGUCAUGGACUUGGGUUUUUCGGGGACAUCUGGGAAGAUUAGGAAGACUUUUCAAGGAGAAGAGUUUGAUAGCAACGGACAAGAUAGAAUCAGCAAUUUACCUGAUGGAAUUCUCUGUCAUGUGCUAUCUUUUCUUCCCAUCAAAACAGCAGCCCGGACUGGGAUUUUGUCGAAAAGAUGGAUGGAUCUAUGGGCUUCAGUGCCUGUACUAGAUUUUGACAGCAGAGCUGAGAGUCUGGCAGGGGGAUUUAUAAGCUUUAUGGAUAGGCUUCUGACAGUUCGGGGCAAUUUGAGCAUUCGUAAAUUCAGGCUAGCAUGUGAUAAAAUUGACCCCGAAUGCCUCAAUAACUGGAUGAGCACUAUGCGUAAUGUUGAGGAACUUAAUCUGCGUUUUCGGAAAUUCGGGUUGUCACCAGGAAUUAACUCUUGGUUAGCUGAAUCUCUCAAAGUUAUGAAACUCAACUGGGAUAUUUUGCUGGACAUACCAUCAACUAUUUCUUUUCCUAGGCUUGAGGUCCUGCACCUUAAUUCAGUGCAUUAUGUAGAUGACCAGUCUAUCACAAAGCUAUUUUCAGGUUGCCCCGUCCUUGAGGAUUUGCAGAUAACAAGGUCAAAAUGGGAUAAUGUUAACAACUUUGUCAUCUUGGUGCCCUCAUUAAAAAGGUUGGAUUUAUACUUCUCAAUGGAUGAAAUGCUCUCAUAUAAUCCUGAGUGCAGCUUGAUUGUUGAUGCGCCAAAAGUGGAGCAUUUGAGACUAUUCGAUUUUGUGUCAAAUAGUAUCACAGUGAAUCCUAUGCCUUAUGUGACUAAGUCGCGCAUUUCUGUCAGCAAAGAGUACUAUUAUAACAUAUCAAGACAAAAAAUGCGUGACUAUGAAAGCAAGAUUUGUGCGCUAUUUUGGAGUAUCUCUAAUGCAAAGUAUGUAAUUGUGGGAAGUCACAUGAUGGAGGAUCUUGGCGAGUCCUUCACUAAAAGACUGCCUGUAUUUCACAAUUUGGUUCACCUAGAGCUGGAUUUUGAAGAAGUGAAUGGUGCAAUUUUUUUGCCAACUUUGCUAGAAGCCACUCCAAAUCUGGAAACCCUUAAAUUGCCCCAGGGGAUUACCUAUUUUCUUAAAGAAGGCUAUAUUAAUGACUACGAGGAAAAUUCACAUGUCAAAUAUGUUUGGAUGCCUCCCAAAAAUGUACCUCGUUGUUUGCUUUCUACCUUGAAGAUGGUAGAAAUUCGGGGAAUCUCUGGCGAAGUUAAGCUAGAACUAAAGGUGAUAAAGUAUUUUCUCAAAAAUGCAAUGGUUUUGGAGAGGAUGACAAUUUUUUGUGAAGAGCUUAGGGGACCUGGUGAUGAUGAUUUAUCUGAUUGGGAAAGGUCUUCAACUGAUGGGAUUUCCGUUGUGCCAGUUGAUGUAAUGGACAGAACCAGCAGUUUGCCUGAUGGAAUACCUUGUCACAUGCUGUCAUUCCUGCCAACCAAAAUGGCAGCACAAACAGGGGUUUUAUCCAAACGAUGGACUAGUUUGUGGAUUUCAGUUCCUGUGCUCGAUUUCGAAGGGCUGAAAGAUGCCGACUUUGCUAAUCCAAGAACUGUGGACUCAGAUUUCAUGUUUGUUGAGCGUGAGGGGGCAGGUUUCACUAGCUUUAUGGAUAGACUCCUGGCUCUCCGUGGUGAUUCCAGGACUCGAAAAUUCAGGCUGGCUUCUGAAUUUCUCGAGCCUAGAUUACUGUACAAGUGGCUGCGUUCACUGCGUAAUGUGGAGGAGCUUGAUCUGGAUGAUUUGAAGAUAUCCAGGGAUGAUUGGGACAACGUUAAGAAUUUCGUCAUCUCGGUGCCUUCAGUUAAAAGGCUGGAUUUAGAGUUUCAAACCACGGAGAUGGUCUUAUAUGAUUGGGACAAUGAAGAAGAGAUAGUUUGCAAAUUUAUCCCUGAUGUGAAGUCUUUGGCAAUUGGAAGUUUCACAAUGGAGUCCCUUAGUGACGCUCUUGAAAUAAGAUUACCAAUGUAUCACAAAUUGGUUCACUUGGAGGUGAAUUUUAACGGUGUGGCUGGUGCAAUGUUGCUGCCAAGACUGCUUGGAGUUGCUCCGAUGCUGGAGACCCUUAUCCUGCUAUUGUUCUUUCCGACAGGCUUCACCUACGAAGAGAAUGAUAAGUGCAGGUUCAGCAACCAAACAUACGAAUGGAAUCCUCCAGCAGAUGGGCCUCAUUUUUUGCUUAAUACCUUAAAGGUGGUGGAAAUUCGGCGAAUUACAAACAACGUAGUUGAAGAACUGAAGCUGUUUAAAUAUAUUUUGGAGAAUGUAAUGGUUCUAGAGAACAUGACCAUACUGUGUGAGGAAAGGAGAGCAUCAGGUGCUCGUCCAGUCGUCGCCAAUGGAUUCGCCAAUACAUUCGCCACAAUUAGGAAUGAGGUGAUGAAUUAUGGUAGAGGAUCAGUUGCUUGUCAAGUACAAGUCCUGAAUCAAAGUUCUGUAGCACAAACUGGCUCAAGAAAAUUCUCCUCGUUGUUUGCUUUCUACCUUGAAGGUGGAGAAAAUUUAGCGAAUAUCUUGCCAUCUGGAGGAAGAACAAAAGCUUUUCGAAUAUUUUCUGAGAAAUGCAAUGGUGCUAGAGAGGAUGACAAUAUUGUGUGCAAUAUAGAACAUUUCUGGUGGACCAAUACCCUCUUUGAGAAGAACAGAAGCUGGUGUGCACUACUGGUAAAUUGCCCUUCUGGGAUGACUUAA